Messenger RNA from Diachasmimorpha longicaudata, 4766 nucleotides. It is a transcript of the gene Sulf1, whose product is annotated as extracellular sulfatase SULF-1 homolog. Bases 2 to 3892 code for a protein of 1296 amino acids. Gene Ontology annotation, molecular function: glycosaminoglycan binding; N-acetylglucosamine-6-sulfatase activity. NCBI's taxonomy places the organism in Eukaryota, Metazoa, Arthropoda, Insecta, Hymenoptera, Braconidae. The record is from RefSeq and is a predicted model, not a curated record. The transcript is spliced from 9 exons.
GAUGCGGCUGCUUGAAGCAGUUUGGCUUCUUUCACUCUUUGUGAUCACAUAUGGUAGACGUGACGAUUCAUCGAACGAUGAUGUUUUUGUUGGUCAACGGCAUCGUGGUUACAAGGGAAAUUAUAAUAAUCAGCAGCAGGCUAAUUCACCGUAUUUGCCGAUCUAUCAACCAACAGCGCGGGAACGCAAACCCAAUAUUGUGUUGAUUCUCACCGAUGAUCAGGAUGUUGAACUUGGUUCACUCAACUUCAUGCCCAACACCCUGCGUCGAAUACGAGACGAGGGUGCUGAACUCCGUCACGCCUACGUAACAACACCAAUGUGUUGCCCGAGUAGAAGUUCACUCCUCACAGGUCGUUACGUACAUAAUCACGAAGUAUUCACCAACAAUGACAACUGUAGUAGUCCACAAUGGCAGCGAGAUCACGAACCCCAUUCGUUUGCAACUUAUCUGAGUAACGCUGGAUAUCGUACAGGGUACUUCGGUAAAUACCUCAACAAGUAUAAUGGCUCAUACAUACCACCCGGUUGGCGUGAAUGGGGUGGCUUAAUAAUGAAUUCGAGAUACUACAACUACAGUGUCAAUAUGAAUGGUAAAAAGAUAAAGCACGGCUUUGAAUACAGUAAGGACUAUUACCCGGAUCUGAUAGCGAAUGACAGCGUUGCAUUUUUACGCCAGAGUAAACAUAAUUUUGCUCGUAAACCGGUGAUGCUGGUUGCGAGUUUCCCAGCGCCUCAUGGUCCAGAAGACUCUGCACCCCAAUUCUCCAAUCUUUUCUUCAACGUCACAACGCAUCAUACUCCGGCUUAUGAUUAUGCGCCUAAUCCAGAUAAACAGUGGAUUCUUCAGGUCACGCAGAAAAUGCAGCCCAUUCAUAAGCAAUUUACUGAUUUGUUGAUGACGAAGAGAUUGCAGACUUUACAGAGCGUUGACAGUGCUGUGGAACGGAUUUAUCAAGAGCUCAAGGAUCUUGGCGAAUUGGACAACACCUACAUAAUCUAUACAUCAGACCAUGGAUACCACCUUGGCCAAUUUGGCUUGAUCAAAGGCAAAAGCUUUCCAUUCGAAUUUGAUGUACGAAUACCAUGUCUAAUUCGAGGUCCCGGGGUUGCUCCUGGUUCAGUGAUUGAUGACAUUGUACUGAAUAUUGAUCUGGCGCCAACGUUUCUCGAUAUAGCCGGGGUUGAUACACCUCCGCAAAUGGACGGACGCUCAUUCAAAAAAUUAUUCCUCAACAAACACGGAAGGAGAACAAAGGUCAAAUGGCCCGACACAUUCCUGAUAGAAUCAUCGGGUCGUCGGGAGACGCCAGAAUCAAUUGCUGAAGCUAAAUUGCGUGAAGCUAAACGACAGAAUGCAACAUUGGCGAAACAGCUGGCGAGUAAAAAUUUAGGGGAUAACAAUACCAGCACCGAGUCUGUAUUCGUUAACGAUAAGAAUCUAGAGAAUGAUACGGGCAGUGAUCAGGACUUAUCGGAGAAUGAAGAGGAGUUUGAGGAUUCAACGGUGAGUGAUAAUGAGGAUCGUUUGGACAAUGGUGUUAAUCCACUUUCGGAAUCUGGAGUGAGUACAAAGCACGAACGUUUGGCCUUCGAGUGCUCGAGGCCAGAGUCACGGGCUAACUGUAUACCAGGACAAACGUGGCGAUGUGAGAGAGAGGGAAAUCGUUGGCGUCGUCACAAGUGCAGAUAUACACCACCACUGCCAACAAUACCCACCCAUAAAUCGACCAAAAAGUGUGCCUGUUUUACACCAAACGGUGUUGUCUAUACGCGACUUGAAUCUAAUGAUUUUGAUGGACAAAAAAUGAUAUACGGUAGGGAGAGUCAUGCUGGAAUUUACGACGAUAAUGAAAGCUUCUUCAAACGGGGAAAACGAAGUGCUGAUAGUGAAGAUGAUGAGUUUAUCGAAGAUACUAGAGACAGAAGAGCAAUCGAUGAGGAGGAUGAUGACCAAUUUAAGCAGGAAUUGCAAUUUCUCUCUGAUGACUUCCAGCACGAAUGGACACACUACUUGGUGAAAGAUCAAAAACCUAUAAAAUCUUCAAUGUGGGACGACAAUUACGACAAUAAGGAAGACUUUGAUGUACUCGGGUACAACGUCAAUGACUUUGAUUUAACUCUGAAAGAUGCCGUGAAAGGACCAUUGAACAUCGAUGAUUUGAUGAAGCGACAUAGAAGAACUCGUAGAAAUGUCAUGAAAAAGGACACCAUUGAGCAUGUGACAAAAAUAAUGGAGAGCAUUGAAGAAGAAUUAGAUGGUCUGAAAGAGAGUCAGGCACGCCAAACAAACACUUCAAAACUGCUACCAAAAUGCUUGAUCUCAGCCAGUGGUGGGGUAAAUUGCACUCAGUCGAUCUAUCAAAAUCCAACUGAGUGGAAAAUUUCACGACGAGAAAUUGAGCAACAAAUUAAAGAUAUGCGGGUACAGUUGGAGAGUUUAAAAGAAAUCAGACGACAUCUAAUGAUCAAACGCCCACACGUAAUAGAAGCUCAUGACAAUGGGGAGGCUAAUGAUACACUGCACAGGCACCAUUAUCAUAAUCACCAUACUCAUCAUCAUGGGAGAAAUCAUACAAAUCGUCAUCAUAGAAAGCAUGAGACGAGUCAGGCCACAACAACUUCUUCGUCCGUUCAAUUAACAACUGAAAGUGAUUCUUACGACAGCAAAACUACUCAAGUUUCGGAGAUUUUAUCGAGCAAAAAACCAACUCACAGAGCAGCAAACAUCACGACUACGUCCGCUGUACCUUCUAAAACCAGAAAGCCUUUACGAAGACAGAAAGUGAAUAAGGAAUCGUCCGAGGGCCGGCUCGAAGAAGAAGAACGAUCCAAAAGAAAGAAGCCCCAUGGUAGAGUGAGAAAUAACACAAUUCUAACGAACAGCAUCCAUGAUGACAAAGAGUUAUUACUAGCAACGACUUUAAGUAGUUCUAUCGGGACAGUGGAACCACGAGUAACUCCACCAACGACAGUUGCUCCCACAAGUCCAAUUACCACGACGACAAGUGUUUCGAUGAAACCCACAAGAAACCAGAAGAAUCGGACAAGCGGGCUCGGACCAGCGAGAAUCGACGUAACGAUUCUAGAGCCUCCAGAUCGCAAGGAUAGCCAUGGAAUAAGUAUGUCUGGUAAUCAUUCCAGAUUGUCAGUUUCCAAUAGUCCAACAGACACCAAACACAAAUGCUAUUGUGAGCCCGAUGUGCAACCCAAGAAAGACGACAAGGAGAUCCUAAAGGACGAGAAAAGACGGUUGAAAGAGGAGCGAUUGAGAAAGAAGGAGAGAAAACUGAAGAAGAAAGCGAAACUUGAAAAGGAAUGUUUGACUGAAAAGAUGAACUGCUUCGAACAUGACAAUGAUCAUUGGAGAACUGCACCAAUGUGGAACGCUGGUCCGUUCUGCUUCUGCAUGAAUGCGAAUAAUAAUACGUACUCGUGUAUACGUACGAUAAAUUCGACUCAUAACUUCUUAUACUGCGAAUUUACAACUGGACUUGUGACAUUCUAUAAUUUGAGGGUUGAUCCAUUUGAGCAAUGGAAUAGAUAUGCCUUUUUGACGGAUGCCGAGAAGUCAUAUCUUCACGAUCAGCUGGAGCAAUUGAAACGAUGUCGAGGAACGAGAGAUUGUACAGUUGGAAGUGCCAGAGAGAGCUUCACCAUGCCACAGACGCAGCCACACCAGCGAUUCAUUACGAAACGGAAAUACAGUAACUCGUUAGAAGACCUGUUCGUACCAUCUACUCUUCAGAUAAUCCGCGAGAGUGAACUCGGUGGUCCGAAUAAGAGACGCAAAAAAUUGCAAAAUUCAGGAAAUCGCCGUAGUCGAAGUUGGCAGACGAAUUGGCAUCACCAUUCACCUCCACUCAAUCCCCGACGUUAUCGACAUCAGUAGUGAGAUUAUUUCUACCAACGAAACAAGUGGCUAUGGGCAUCAACUGGUUGUACCACGGUAGAUUCGUUUCGGCAAUAAUUUUUUGAGUGAUUAGCGAGUAGUUGUUCUUUGAAACUAAAUGCCAUUAUUUUCGAAAAAAUUGAAUUCCAAUUGAUGUUGGUGAAAGAACCUUCUUGGAGUCUACAUCGAGAGAAUUCGUGGAAUUUUCGGGUUCCGUUAUGAGGAAAUUUUUAAAAAAUUAAAAUAAAACGACACCACACACAUAUAUACACUAUUUAAAAAUUGUAAAUUGAAAUUUUUUUCGACCGUUGGUAGUCACUCUGCCAGAAAGAACUGAAGAUUUUAAUUUAAACGAAUGCAAUUCGUUCGGAAAUAAAAUGAAAUACUGCUCUAAUGCAAUCGUCAUGAAAAGAAUAGAGCUCACAACGAACUGAAUAGUGUUGCAAGGAUUACUUCCUAUUUUCUAUGAAAUGAGUAUGUGCAGUCGCGAAACGAGAGUAAUACUGCCAAAUGCACUUUUUAAAGCUUAUCAAUAUAAAUUAGCCAUCGCGCAGGAGAAGAAAUGAUAAUCACAGAGCUUUGUAAUCAUUCAUGGUAUGUAAUAUUAUUCACGACUGUAGAUGAAGCAUUUUUUAAUUUUGGUAGUUCAAGAAUUUUUCUUUGAAUAUGUGGGGGAUAUCAAUUUAAUAAGCAGGUACUUUUGUAAAUAAUGUACUGAGCUCGUUCAAAUAUGCGAUGGAAAUUAACGCAAGGCAGAGAAGAAAAAAUGGAGGCUCUAAUUGUAGGUAAUGAUUGUAAUUAUUGAUAUGUGAUAUAUUAACUUAUUUCAACGUGAACUUGGAAUGUUUUGUUUUAGUAAAUUUGUAUUUAAAAA